Saxophila tyrrhenica is the source of this 1641-nucleotide messenger RNA. RefSeq lists its product as uncharacterized. Bases 1 to 1641 code for a protein of 546 amino acids. Lineage: Eukaryota; Fungi; Ascomycota; Dothideomycetes; Mycosphaerellales; Extremaceae. The record is from RefSeq and is a predicted model, not a curated record. The transcript has 2 exons.
AUGGCAAGACACCAUCUAAACCCAGCGGGACGCAAACGAUCCGGUAGCAAUGGCUCAGCAAAUCCCGAUGAUAAAAGACAGAAGAAUGGAGAGCAGGACUCUGGGUACCAAUCCCAACAAGUCUCUCCGAAGAAAGUAGUACAGUUUGACCGCCAGCUCGAGCAAGGGCCAACCAGGCCAUCAUUGCAACGGCACGACGACAACCAUGAAGUCUUGAGUCCCAGCACGCAGUUGCAGAACGAGAAUGACGCAGCAAACCAACCCAGCACUUGUGCAUGGUCUCCCUCCUGGCGUAAGGAUUUGCAUCAGCAGAUGUCGACCUAUGUCACGCCGCCUCUGCCUCUCAACGUGGAAGAGGUCUGUGCCGCUCUCGACAUCGUGAAGAAUCUGGUUGCUGGCUUCUCGAGGAGCGUUCCGGCGACGAGAUACGACUCCCUGAAGGACAACAAUGCCCGUCUCGAAAUUCUGGACGACUUACUCCACAACCAAAGCAACGCGUAUUUGAUCAAGACGAUCGGGUCUAUCGCGCAAGGAGGCAACGACCAUGUCAGUGGCUGGGCGGAGCUAUUUGCGAGGCAUGAGUGUCGCAAGUCGCUGGUUGCAGGCAUCGUUGGGCGAGCAUUGAAGGACCACGUGUUCAGCAAGCUGUACUUCGGUGCAUCGAAAGCUUUCGAUGAGGAACUUGCGGCAUUGGAGAUCGACCAGGUACAUCGAGACGGCUUCUUUCGCACGAAAUAUCGACAGAGCGAGAUCAACAAGUACAAGAACGCAGGAGAUCGCGAGACCUUCCACCUCGCUGUCGCACGGUUGACGCUGGAGCUGGAGAAGAUGCUGUUGCCGCUUUGGGAACUCGGGUCGAAAUCCAAGUCCAAGGCAAGGACGGCGAGGUGGUCUGACGAAGACCGGCAAAAUCUCGCAGAGAUCAUCAUGGUCGCUGCAAACCUAAGCCGAAGCAUUCGCAGAACCGGCGACGUCGUGUACUACUGGACGCACACCUUCAAGGACGAAGAGUUCGACCCCGGCCGGAUGGAAUGUCUGAACCUCACCGACAUGAUCAAGAAAAGCCCGUACAAGAAGGAGAACAUUGACGGCCACGAGCGUGCCAUUCUGGACAAGACGAGAGCCAACGAGAGCGAAGCCAUCGUUCAGAUUGUCUGCUUCCCAGGCUUGGUCGCUUACCGCAGAGGUGGCGGCAAGCUCGCCCAACGGGUCCUGGAUGAAGAGGAGAAAGCCACAAGGCGUAAAGAGGAGAAAGCCACAAGGCGCGAAGAGAAAAGGCUGCCCGAAGAUGUGAAAGCGCAGCGAAAACGCUUCGCAGCGCGGGACCAGCAGCUGACGGGCAACGAAGGGUUCCGGACAAAGAUGAUUUCCAAGUAUGUCGUCCAUCUCGAAUGGGGCAAGCAGCAUCUCCUCACCAAGGAGGCUGGGACGUCGCGCCACAUGGAUGCCAUGCAAGGACGCAAUGGGCGGAGUAUGGCACUUUACGAGAAGGACUUUGAGGACUGCGUCGAGUUGUGGAACGUCUACCAAGAGAUGAUCAAGGAUCAUAAGAAGACUGCUUUGGGUGUUUAUCAGUGGCACGAGAACAACAAGAAGGGUGAGAGCAGCCCAGGGAUCUUUAGCAGACUUCUUGGGGGCUAG